UGAAGGUUUGGCCAUGUGACCUCAGACAGUGCUCUUCAACUGCACUGAGUCCUGAGGAGAAGAAUGUUUUUCUGGCUGUUGCUGCUCUCAGUCACUCCUGACGUGAGGACGUAUGAGCUUCCAGAAGGAAAAAACGACGUCUUCAUUAAACAUUCCUGUCCUGCUUUUCUGACUUUCGCCAAUGUUGCCUACACGGCUGGCGUGACUGUCGAGCUGGUCUGCCUGUGCAAACCACAGCAGGUUCAGUCUGUUGCGUGGUUCUUUAGGAAACACCAUGAGAAACCUGAACAGACCAGAGCGUUUAGCAGAAACACACCGCCGGGCAGUCACAACACACGAAGCCAUGGUCUUCGCAGCCGACUGAAGAUCCGCCUCUUCAAGCUCCUCAUCCGUCGAGCAGCAGUCGACGACUCUGGAAUCUACCUGUGUGGAUCAAUGAAGGGAGACUUCUUCUACGCGUAUGACGUGGACAUCCAGGAGGCCGAGAUGGCGUCUGCAGGCAUGGUGAAGGUGGUGGAUCAAGACAUGAAGAGGUGGGGGGAACCUGCACCUUACCAACUCACCAUCGCACAGCAGCCAUGGUCAGUGUGUGAUCGCUGUGGCGUUCCAGGGGAGCAGGUACGCUUUGGAGUAUGCUACGUCCAGUCCAAGUACCUGCACGUACGCUACCAUGGAAGCCGGAAGAAGAUGCUUUCGUGCGGUUCGGGGGCAGUGCCGGGGGACUUUACCGGUUUGAGAGAGUUAAAGAGGGCUGCCAGAGUGGAAGUGAGAGUCUGCAAUGUGACAUGUCCCACUCCAUCCAAACCAAAGUCCUCCUCCAACAUGCAAGCCAUAAAGGACUUCCUUGGACUUGGCUCUCUCGAUGAGUCAGCGGCGUCCCUGUCCUUCCAGAACCAUCCAGCAGAAAGUGACCUGAUGAUCACCUGCCCAGGGGCAAGAUUCAACAUGGCCGUGGCUUGGGACAGAGGCUCUGAACCCAUUUAUCGACUGAAGCACAUGGCCCGCUCCAAUGACAGCGUGACUCCAAGAAUCACCAUCGACGGUGGCAAUAACCUUUGCUUCAAGCCUGCAAAAGUGGAGGAUUCAGGCGUCUACAGGUGUUGGCUGCAGGGAGAACGGGCUGCUGAGGUCCAUCUGCUGGUCCACGAUCUCUGGGGCAGCACUCGCUCCGUCUUGGACGACCCAGAAUUCUGGGAGGCGCUUAACACCGGCCUGAAAGUGUAUGGUAUCAUGUCGGGUGUGUUUGCUGGGCUGCUGCUGACUAAAACUGUGGUGGAAUUUGUCAUAGAACCACAAAAUGCUCAUGAUGAUUAGAAGUCAAUAGAUGGACAGGUUCACGUUGGAUUUGAGAAUCAAAAUCUUUUUUGUUCCGAAGACAAAGUGAGAACGACGGAUAGGAGUCCUGCGUCCAGUUGUCGGUCCUAGACUGGCUGCUUGGCUGGUGCAGGAUGUUCAAGCAUGGCGUUCAAAUGUAUGUAGUUCCGUGUCAUGUUUCUUUAUGACCAGCCAGUUUAGACUAAAACUACCCGUGUUAGCUGAGCAUACACAGAAUGUCAGUGUUGCGUUGAUGCUUAAAUGUAAACUUGUAAGAAUGACAAAAAAGGUCAUUGUUCUUGUCCACAUAGAGAUAAUAAAGAGGUGAAAAGGCAGGUUGACAGUUUUUUUACUCUGCUACUAAAACACUUCUUCCAGUCACGUCUGCCGUCUCUACUUAAAGGGCCCCAAUAUGUACAGCAACUGGGCUAGAAAUCAUCCUAUCUUCCCAUCUAUCUUUGGAUUUUGUAUAUUUUUAUCAGGAGGUUUUUUCUUUGAAGGGCUCAUUACUGAUUUUGUAUAUUUUUAUCAGGAGUUUUUUUGUUUGAAGGGCUCAUUACUCAGGUUCUCACAGAAAUACUAUUCUAGCUUGGUUGUAAUUCAGGGUGCGUCACACGGGUUGAUGAAGUCAUGAGAGGAAAGGACGUUUUGAUGUUGCUAAUGAGGCGUAACAUAGCGACGUGGCCAGGAGUAACAGUGUUAAAAUGAGAACAUCAAGUGAUGACAUCUAAUAAGGUGUCACAGGAGCUUGUUCGUGAGAUUGUGACUGGAGCCGCCACACUUUGAAAUAAAGAUGAAAAGACUGUGUUAUAUUGGGGUCCCCUUCUAUUUCUAGCUAAACAUUGUUAAAUAUUUUCAAAGAGCGUCUCGAGAGAGUACAAAAACCAUGGUGAGUGAAAGAGAGGUGAAUAAUGAGUGGUAGAUAAAGGAAUAACAGCCAGAGAGAAUAAAAUCCACACUGAAGUGGUCGAUGGCAGGGGCAUGUCGAGGUUGCAGGAAAUAUUUUUAUAUAACAAUAUUUUGUGUGCCUCUGGCGGAGGAAAAAUGGAUCAGAAAAACACCCAGCAUUGCAGAGAAUCCACAGAAAAGCAGCAAUAUAAUGAGACGAAAGGUGGGUUAAGGUUCAAAUUUGGCUCUUGUGAAAGCAGCCAGCCCACUUUAUAUGAAAUGGCGAGUCCCAUCUGCAGCUUUCCAGCACCAACAGGUGCUUGAGUGGCCCUGAGAGCGGCAGGUUGAAGCCAAGACGAUGGACACCUGAGAGAAGCAGCGAGCUUUUUCUCUCUGCUCCAGACAUGACAAGUGUUCUCAUUAAAAUGCCACCGCUGCAUCUUGGUGUUCAAUCACCCUUCAGGUGUUUAUUGCUCCCGAUUGUAGCCUGUUCCUCCAGUUUCGCCUCCUGCCUCGCCUGUUUAGUCAUUGCACUUCUUCAAAUACCAGUCCCAUUCGCAAGCCAACCGGCUCUUCAUGAAACGAAAUGAUCCCCUGUACAUGCCGUGUGAAGUAUUUAGCAUGAUUUUCAAUACUCUUGAAAUCCCACGUCUGUUGAACCUUUGAUAAGAAGCAGAUGUUUGGGUUAUUUAUGUGGCAUUUACUUGUAAACUUUUUAUUGACUUUUCAUCGAACUGCCAUUCUGUUCAGUGAAAAAAUUUCAGGUAUCAUUUUGCAGUGCGUGUGUAGUUAGUAACUAUAGUUUUUGUAAUAUGAAAAUAGAAUUAAAAAGUUCCCUUUAGCUCCAUAGCAGCACUAGCACCCAGGCAAGGAAGCAGGAGGAUUAAAAAGACUUCAGUUGGAUCCUUUAGUCAACACAGUGGUUCAGACACAAAGUCUGUUCGAGAUCACAUCCCAUUUGUAAAAACAAGCCAAAAGUUAAUGUGCCAUGUGGAGGACAAUACACACAGACCGGAUUGCAGCAUUUCUACUCACAUUCAUUCACCCUUAGGUAAAAACACAACUUGUCCUGCAGCACGUGUGGGAAGAUGCUGUGCAGGGAAGCACGUUCAAAUUGAACCCGCAUUUAAAGCGCCAGCCCUUGACGGAGAGUUUUCUGGGCUCAUGAAAGUGACACCGCUGGUUCCUCAGCAGCAGCUGUUUGCGCAGCUAACACUUAACACCCGCCGGUCUGAGCGUGACAUUCGGAGUGCUUAGCAAAAUAAAUUUCACCGAGCUGGACGGGCAGCCUUUCUCAGGUGUCGUUUCCGGAUCCGUCACAAACUUUCCCAAAUGCAGUGGUCUGUAUCUCAGAGUCCUGCGACAAGCGGCCAGUAUGUCAAUAUUAAAGCAAAGUCUCGAGAGAUUCUCCAAACUACGACGUCUCUCACUAAAUAAUCUUUUUCAGUUGUCCUUUUGACAAAAUAGUUGGUGCAUUCGGCAAGGUUUUUCUAUUGUUUGCCUCUUUGAAGAGGAGUAUGAAAACACAUCUGAAUUAAAAUGAUUCAAUGGUUCAUGUUUUCACGUCAUAGACACAGAAGGUCUCAUCAUUUUGAUGACAAAUUCAUUGUCAAUCUGUGUGAUCGGUGUCGUUGAUCCUUAUGGGAGCCUCCCUAGUUCAAACGUCUGUGAGCCCUCUGUAGGUAGCUUUUUACCUAGCGAGGUUAUUUCCCCUCUCACUGAGUCCACAGUAGCUACGCAGCAGAGACAACAUGUUGCAGCAGAGAAAUUUGGACUGCACACUACAGCCAUUCAUCAACCUGUUAGAGUGUCCCAGGCAGCAGCGAGGCAGGCCAGCGCUCACCGGGAAGAUAAAUGGACACACACUAACCCUGCGCUGCCUGCAGAUUGCAGAGCACUAUUUAAACAUUUGUGCGGCACUGGCACCUGUUUACAACAACAUGUCUUGGCCACAGCAGGAUGAUAUGAAACAUCAAUGUCUUUGGAAGCAGCUCCGGUGAAAACAUGCCGUGGCUAUCUAAACCAACUGUCAUGUGGCGACAGUGGCAGAAUGUGUCGCUUCAAGACGCGCAGUCAUCACUUAGAGGGUUUGUUUUCUGCAUUUUUACACUGUUGGGGUGUGAAGAGGUUGAAUGUUUACUUCAAGAGUGGGCGGAAUGAAUGCACACAGCUUCCUGAGCGUCGUAAAUUACAUCCACUUUGACGAGAGCGGGCCCUCAAUUUUCCUCCAUUGUGCUGUUCCUCAGCUGCCAAACUUGUCAGAAGCGCUGCGAGCCACAAACUUCUCUUGAUUGUCGAUUGUUUAAAUUUCACUCAUCUAUCCUCGGAGGUUCACGAGAAGCGCUUUUGGAAUAGUUAUGAGCUGCUCUUUUUUUUCUUCUGCGGAGGAUUGUGAUGCUUGACUUUUGGAGGGAACAAACAAGCGUUUGAAGAAUACCAAUCACCCUAUAAUCCCCAUAUUGCACUGCAACGAUUGAUGCGCUUAUAGGUUUUCAUUUGAUGGAAGAGGAGUAGAGGUCUUCAUUAAUAGAACUAAGGAAGCGUACGAGCCAAAUGAUGGAGAAACUGAACCAGAUGUGAAGGAUAUAAAUAAAGAGGAGUGCAAACAAAACAAGGAAAAUGAUGGACAUGACGGAAAAGAUUGCCAGGAUAUCAAUUAAAAGGGGACAAAUUAAAGAGUAAAUAAAUAAAAUAGAGGCCAACAUGUCAGUGGACUCUUCCUCCAAAACUACAGUUGAAAUAACCGACUAAAUGAAGCAAACCUGGGCAAAGAAUGUAAUGAUAUUUCCUGUGCCCGAAGAAAUGGAAGCUGAUAGCUUCAGGCUCUUUUCGGAAAAUGCAAUUGAAGACAAGAGAAGUUUAUUAUCGACUCUGCAUAGCGGGCGCCAGCUGAGGCUGCGAGGCCUCAUAACAGAAUUUGUGGAAAUACAGACAGUGAAGCUGGAAAUCUACCUGCGCUUUGGCUCAAUACAAUGACAUUGUUCCCGUAAUUAGAACCAGUACUGGACCUCACAAAGUUGCUUUUGCGUGUGCGCGGUCAUCAUGGCAUUCCUGGAGUUAGGGCUGAUGAGUUUCAUCCAUCAUUUGGUGGCAUGGAGCUCGGGCACACGGGUCGUGUCUGUCUCUGUGUGGACACUGACUCAAGUUUUGCUGCUUUGUAGGAGUGUCCCCAUAUGAACACAGGUAACCUUCUCCGCUGGCUAUGUCAGACAUGUCACACUUACGACCUCAGUUCAAUAUUAUUGUCUUAGAAGAUGACUGUGACCCAGGUUCUGCUUCUAGACAUCUGAUAACCCAUAUUUCUGGUUGUUCAAAUCCAUGGAGCUGGUUUCGGUAUUUGGACGGCACGCUUGAUCCAUUUGUCAUUUUCAUUCCUAGUAUUUUAUGACUUCAUGAAGUGAACUAUUGAGCUAGUUUCCGCCGUUUCCUUCUUCUGUUUUAUUCAGGCGAGCUUGCUUUCGUGUUUUCACAAGUAUCUACUUCCGUUUACAGGAUUUUGUGACAGCGCAAUCUCCUCUGAAGAUGGAUUUGAACGUCUUCCCGUGACAGUGAAAAAACAUUUUCGAAAUCAAUUCCUUUCUCCUUCGCUCACUGCCAUGGCCGUCACCCACUUCUUUGCCCCUCUUUGCUGGACUUCAUAAAUUCAUCCUCCUUUUCCUGCACAUCCGUCUUUCCCUGUGUGCCCGCAGACACUCAUUCAUUCUGCUCACUUGACACAAAGUCCAGUUUAUGAAAAGCCAUCCAUCAGAGAUGCCUCUGCCGGCAAACUGUUGUAGGAGCCAUUGGCAGUGAUAAGAUUGAUCUUUGGAGCGCUUCUGGUCUGGGCCUCCAUGGCCUUUCACAUCCAAAUUAAACAUGAUGAGCAGAUAUAGAAGAGCAAGUCAUUGAUUGUGCUGUUGGCGUAUGAUGCGAUCGAUGAACAGGGAGAGAAAUGGCUUCCUGGAAAGCUGUUCAUUUUAAGAGCAGCGCUUCCUUAUAAAACAGGCUUGUGGUUGUCAUGUAGCAUCACUGUUUCAGUGGCAGUGUUCAACACUGCCACCAAAGGAAUCGAGCUAUUGAGAAGUAAACUUUUUUGUGGACUUUAUUACCAAGUCAUUACACUGACUGCAACGCAAACUGUGUCCCCCAAGAAUGAGAUACACUGCCUUCUGUACAUUUAGACUUGUCUGUCGCUCCUAGAUGGUUUCUUAAAAAACAAAAAAAUAAAAUUACAUUUUAAAAAAUUCAAUAGAUACAGUAAUAAUCAUGUACUUUUUUUUUUUUUCAUGUGUAUGUGUAUCUGGUCAUAUGCAAGUCAGCCAACAGGUGUAAAACUGGACGUUUCCAACAGUGGGAGUGACUGAUGCUGCAAAGAUAUAACUGGAAUCAAUAGCAAGGCUGAGCGAUACUAAUCACAUUACACUUAUAGAUUACAACCUACAGCAAGGUAUGAAUCUGCAGAGAGCAGACAGAACACAAAGCAAGCGCUGACAAGACCAUAAUGUGUCUCACAGAAAAACUGUUAUCUCCGCUCCCAAGACAACUUUUCGGCUAUUAUUCUCUCGUGGUAAAGGUUGCAUGACCACUAAGCCUUCUAUUACGAGUUGUUUCUUUUCCUUAAGAGACUGGAGUUUGCACCACAGAUCUUCACAGUGCUUUUGUAAAUUACUCUCAUUUCCAAAAUCUUUUUACAGCUGCAUCUGGUUACUGCGUAUGAGAGAGGCACUUCACUUGAAAAAUAGCUGAGAGAGCAACACACACUUUGACAUUUCUGUCGUGUUCAUAUUCUAUUCUGCACCUCCUUGGGAUGGUGAACAAUCUCAGACAAUGGGAAGUUUAUGAUCAAGAUUCUUUCAGGUCAAGACUGUAAAAGUCCAAGAUGAACUCCAAAGAAAAAUGUAACAUUUUUCAUUGACUGCUGAUGCCAACUGCAAAGUAGGGCUGCAACUAAAGACUAUGACUCGUCACCUGUUCAGUCUUGUUAUGUUCGAGACACGGAGUGCAGUCAUGGAAGAAUUACAGGAGGCGGACAGUGGGUCAAAUACAAAUACAGUACCCCCGAAAAAAGCCGGAAAAAAACAUAACGUGCGUGGACCGAUCAGCUGAGCCACGACACGCUUUGUUAUUGUGCAUAACGCAGCCUCUGUAUGCAGACGUGUCCCGUUAGCUCCAUUUACUGACUGUUUCUUCUUCAU
Molecule: messenger RNA, 7376 nt
Organism: Synchiropus splendidus (mandarinfish)
Lineage: Eukaryota; Metazoa; Chordata; Actinopteri; Syngnathiformes; Callionymidae
Product: Ig-like V-type domain-containing protein FAM187A
Exons: 5
Coding region: 64-1314 (416 amino acids)
Source: RefSeq, a predicted model, not a curated record